Messenger RNA from Alexandromys fortis (reed vole), 5155 nucleotides. It is a transcript of the gene Ddx6, whose product is annotated as DEAD-box helicase 6. Gene Ontology annotation, cellular component: cytoplasmic stress granule; P-body. The record is from RefSeq and is a predicted model, not a curated record. The coding region runs from base 1 to 963 and encodes 320 amino acids. Gene Ontology annotation, molecular function: mRNA binding; ATP binding. NCBI's taxonomy places the organism in Eukaryota, Metazoa, Chordata, Mammalia, Rodentia, Cricetidae. The transcript is spliced from 10 exons. Gene Ontology annotation, biological process: P-body assembly; negative regulation of translation; cytoplasmic stress granule assembly.
AUGAGGGACACGGAGGAGAGCAUUCCCAUUGCUUUAUCUGGUAGGGAUAUCUUAGCUAGAGCAAAAAAUGGAACAGGCAAAAGCGGUGCCUACCUCAUUCCCUUACUUGAACGGCUGGACCUGAAGAAGGACAAUAUUCAAGCAAUGGUGAUUGUUCCCACAAGAGAACUUGCUCUACAGGUCAGUCAAAUUUGCAUCCAGGUCAGCAAACACAUGGGAGGGGCCAAAGUGAUGGCAACCACAGGAGGAACGAAUUUACGGGAUGACAUAAUGAGGCUUGAUGAUACAGUGCAUGUGGUGAUCGCUACCCCUGGCAGAAUCCUGGAUCUUAUCAAGAAAGGAGUAGCGAAGGUUGACCAUGUCCAGAUGAUAGUAUUGGAUGAGGCAGAUAAAUUGUUGUCGCAGGAUUUUGUGCAGAUUAUGGAGGAUAUUAUUCUCACACUACCUAAAAAUAGGCAGAUUUUGCUAUAUUCUGCUACUUUCCCUCUUAGUGUACAAAAGUUCAUGGUAAGUAUUAAAUCUAUACUUUCAAUCACCUAUUUACUAUGCCUGUUCAGCCUGUGCUGGCACACGAUGAUAAAGUGCUUGCCUGAUGAGAUGAAGUGUUAUGAUACAGACAUAGAACAUCGAAAUCGUGUCUUUCAUGAUUUCCGAAAUGGCUUAUGCCGCAAUCUUGUUUGCACUGAUCUGUUUACCCGAGGUAUUGAUAUACAAGCUGUGAAUGUGGUAAUAAACUUUGACUUCCCAAAGCUGGCAGAGACCUAUCUUCAUCGCAUUGGAAGAUCAGGUCGCUUUGGUCAUCUUGGCUUAGCCAUCAACUUGAUCACAUAUGAUGAUCGCUUCAACCUGAAAAGUAUUGAGGAGCAACUGGGCACAGAAAUUAAACCUAUCCCAAGCAACAUUGACAAGAGCCUGUAUGUGGCAGAAUACCACAGUGAGCCUGUAGAAGAUGAGAAGCCUUAACAAGCACGCUUUGACAAACUGCAAAAGGCUCCUUGGAUCUGUGACACAUCAUUUGGGGGGGAUGCUCUUCUCUUUGUGGGUUUUUUCAUCUUUAUUUGGAACUAUGAAGAGUUAUAUAAGAGCUCAGACAUUUUUCUUUUUUUUUUUUUUAAACUGGUGAAGAGAAACUGAAAAGAAGAAAUAGACGUUUUUGUUCCACUUGUUUGCACUGUGUGCUGACUGAACAUUCGUUGCACUAACUGCUGGUUUUUAAAAAUGUUUUCUGGGAAAAGGGGACGAGAAGAGGGGAGAAACCCUAAGAAGAGAAGAACCUUGGUGAACGCACCUGUCUACAAUUCUCCAAUAGCCGACUCUACUGCAUUUCAACUUCUCCCUGGUUAGUCAUCGUUUCUUAAGCCUAAAGAGCUUAUUACUUAUUUGUGCGAAGUGCCUUAUGCUACGAAACCAUUAAGAUUAUCAUCCUUAUACAAAGCCCAAGGAAUCAACAAAGUCAUGUUCUUUUUUCUUUUUUUCAAUCUUCUUUGCCUCUUCAUUUUUGUUUCAAGUUGAAGUCUCUUCCUGUUCUACCAGUACUCACGCCCAGGGCCGGAAGGUGGACUAGUGAUGUUAGCGCCAUUUUCCUUUUCUUUGUAUGGAGGAGUUGAUUCACAACUGCAGUCCAUCCACACUGUAAAUACAUGUAUUUAAAAAAAACAAUACCAAGUACAAUUUUCUUCUGGGCUGAGCAGACGCACCAUCGUCGCUCCCAAAGGAAAGGACAGCCUCUCACUGCAGGAGCCAUAUGACAAGCCUCUGUGCUCUGCAGCGGAACACUAACCUGGCUCACGCCUCCAUGAGCAGUAUGGCGCUUGACAUGGAGACAUGCUGGAGCCUUGGCCUCUUUCCUCUGUAACAAAGCGCGUCCCGUAGAAGAUUGGAUGUGUAUACUUGUAUAAACUUUGUAAAUAAGUUUUUUUUUCUGGGUUCAUAUAUAUAGAUAUAUAUAUAUAUACAUAUAUAUAUUAUUUUUUUUCUUUUGGAUGAAGGUUGCUGGGAUUAAGGGGAUUAGAGUGAUUAUGGGAGCAGCUAAAGAUGAGAGGGGCUCAGUUUUCUGCAACACUAAAUUCUUCAAAAGUGCUUUGGCCUCUAACUGUAGGAAGCCGACCUCUGCAGGGCCCUGGUUGAAAGGGGCCCAGAAGCCCAGGAUACACUGUCUGCUGCACUGCUCUUGUGAUGCAUUUACGGUGGUUUUAGCAGAGAGCAAGGAAGCAUCACAAAUCCAAUUCCUGAGGGCUUUGAGAAGCUCUGUGAUUUGGUUCUCCUGCCCUAAAAGUUUGAGGAACUUCCCAAGUUCUGCUCAGGGGAACAAAGAUUGAUCUUCCUUGGAGUGUGAGAAGGGUGUUAAGUGCAGGCUGAGAUCAGAGUGUGUAAAGCGUGCAUUGCAUUUCAGAGGACCAGCCAGUACCGGCUCCGUGGGCUUGGCAGUUGCGGAGCUUAGCUGCUUCAGUCACCUGUGGUGUGGGAGUGAGUUGCCCUCAGCCCACCUUGAUACAUGCACUCUGCAGGAAUGGGCAACCCCCCAAAGCUGUAACUUCCAUGCUGCAGAAAUUGCCAUUGUUCUCUGUGCCCUGAUGAGAAUGCUGUCUGUCAUUUUGCAUUGUAAAUCGCUGGCAGAUGCUUUUGGUGGGUAGUGUUGCUUUAAAUUGUGCCCCUCCCAACAUGCUUGAUGUUUGGCCUGAUCUCCAGGCAAAAGGAGUGAGAUGAAUCAAACCAGUGAACUUUUUUUUAAAACAAAUGUUUUUAAUUCCCUUUUAACCCAGUAUACUAGGUCAGUCAGGAGGCAUCUAGGGAACAAAAAAAACAAAAAACAAAAUUUAAAAAAAUUGAUUUCCAUAUUCCAUCAUUUUUCAAAACCUUAAAACUAUGACAAGGUAUGUCAUGUGUAUGCUUUCAUGCUUAACUCACCUGAAUAAAGGAAUCAGUUAUUCAAAGUUGCUUUCUGACUUUGCCUAGCUCUAAAGCAAAACUAUGUGACUCACCCCAGAUUCCUUGGGGAUCAAAAUCCUGCAGAUGCCUCCUGAUCAGACAUAACCCCAACUCCGACUCCGAAACAACUGUAGCAAGAGCUGCACAGUACAAACCCCAGAAGGCAAGUCCAGUCGAUGUUGGUUACUAAACACAAACCAAAUUAAGGAAGUCACUUUUUUAGGGAGGGUGGGGGAGGGGUCUUAAAAUAUCUCCUUUUGACCAACAAAUCUUGCCCUUGUACUGAUGCAGCUCUCUUUCUUCCUGCCUUUGGCGAGAUGAGGGAUCUUCCAUAUAGAACAUCGGAGGAAAGGAAUAUAAAUGCAGUUUGGUACCUCGCCAAAGGGCAUGUGGGUGCGUCAACAGAAAGAGUGCAGUCUCUUGCCAACCUUGGGCUGCUCUGCCAGGUGCCACAUGCCUACGGGUCCCUCUUAAAGCACAGACUCCACAUGGAGAGCAUUACUGAUUAUAGCCUCUGAUGAGUUGUGGCACCUGGAUUAGCUGGCACCGCCGCAGGACACUAGAGAGGCUGCGGUGGGUGUGGUGCUUUGCUCACACGAGCUGGAAAUGGGAAGAUGCCCUACUGACUGGGUCAAAAAGCCUGGUCUCUGUUUUUUUUUUUUUUUUUAAUCCCCUAAUAAGGAACAUCACUCCUAUUGGAAAUUGUCUUUCAGGUUCUUUCCAGUGUUUUUUAAAUAAUUUUGUUUUUCUAGUAGUUCAUUUGGAUGAGAGAAUACGUCCUAUUUUGAAUAUUCAGACUAUAUCCACCUCAGUGGUUUUAGCUUCUGGUUAUAUAGUUGUGUAAUGAGUUACAAGACUGUUACACACCUUGCUGCCUCAGGGCCUGUUUUGUUUUUCUCCCCCUUUAUGUUGAAGGUGAAUGAAACUUUCCAGUGGGAGUGAAAUAUAUUUGCCAUAAAAUAAUUUUUUCUGGAAAGGAUAGCCUAACUAAUUCUAAAUUAUUUCCAAAUGGUAUCACCAUUAUAAUACAGGGUUGACCCAAAAUCUUGGGGUAGGGUGGGUGGUUGUCAUAGUUCAUGUUCAGAAUGAGAUGAGGGCAUCUUCCCGUGGCCGCUGGCUUUGUGCUGGACACCAUUGUGCUCAGUGAGAACAGAGCACAGCACAGAGUUCAGUGGAAGUGUUGGAAACAGAACAUCUCCUUCUGAUCGUUUGAUUUGUUUUUUUUCUCUUUUUUUUAAUAGGGGUGGGAGGGGAGGGUACUGUGUCCCAAAGGGGGGAGGGUUGUCUGCACUAAGGAUUUAGAAACACUUUGGAAGCUCAUAACCUCAUGGGAAACUGCCUUUAGCCACACUCCUGACCUUCAGAUGAGUAACAGAAAGAUGAAAUAAGUUCUUGGGAAUUAAGCCAUGUUAUUUUAAUUGGAUACUUUUUUUUUUCAACUUUUCUGUGUAUCUUUAAAAUUGUUACUGUGGAAUGAUUUUCUUGCCAAAUGUCUUUGUCAGGCAAAAUUAUUGACCUCAUGGGAGGUGAAGUAAGCCAGCUUUUGGGUGAAUUUAUGCAGACUUUGGUGAGUUUGUAGUUCUACUUUAUAUUCAUAAAGAUAGUUUUUUAAAACUCCCAAAGCAAAUCUAUUUUCUUCUGUGUUGUAAAAACUCAUCUUUGGAAUAAAGAGUUAAGUGUCCAAGGGUUGUAACCAGUAUGAGGUCAGAGGGAGCUGGCCUGGACUCUGCCCCUCCACAGCUGACAGACUCCAACAGAAGUGUAUUUAAAUCUCCAGUAGACAAGCUGGGCAGGGCAAGGGAGGGGUGGGCCUGGGUUAGUUAAAGAUACAGGCUGCUGAAUUUUAACCAGUGGUUCUUGGGAAGGGUGCCUGGAGAAAACAAAGUCACUUCCCUUAUUUGAAACAAAACAAAUUAGAAAAAACUUAAAAUUUUUGUUCAAUAAAUAUGAGAAAAUUCUAAUGUCCCUAGCCACAAGGGACCAGUUCCACUUUGAACAGUGGGAACUUAAAACUUUGAAAAUAUUUUGGGGAAAGGGAGAAUUGGCUUUCUGUUUAAUUGGCAAAUGUUCCAGUGGGGGGUAUGUUUUUGUUGGGAUGUGUUACGUUGUAUGUACAUGUCUAUGGACCUGAGUAAAGAGUUUAUAUAUGGUUUAGAAAAGAUGGUUGGUAAAAUCUUGAUUGCUUCUUUUUGUUAAUUUAUCUCAAUAAAAGCCCACUGGAACUCCA